AUGGCAAAUGUCCUUAUCGCUGCACAGAGCAUACCCACAUCGACUUUGGGCUCCAUCCCUCAAUGUGUUCUAACAUGUGCCUCAAACGCCCUCAUAGGAACACAGUGCACUUCAAUAAUCGACCCGUGCAUCUGCACAUCUGACGCGUUCCUAAUGGCUACUAUCAGCUGUAUGAGAUCGCAUUGUACGAUUCAUGAUCAACUCAUUGCGGAGAAUCUGCAGAGUGCGCUCUGCACCACAAGCACGACAGCUACAUCUACUGAGGCACCGAGCUCCUCGACUGCUCAAACGACAGCUGCAACAGUUGCACCUCGAAACGAAUACAACACUAGCGCCAUCAUUGGAGGAGCUAUUGGCGGUGCUGCUGCAUUGGGCAUACUCAUUGUAGCGAUAGUAGCCUUUCGUAUGCGGGAAAAGGCCAAUAGCGGGCAGCAUUUAUCGGGGAUAGGCCAUGAGCCCGGGCCCGUUCCUGGAUUUGUACCCGCUGCCUACUCUACGCAAAACCGUACAAGGUUAUCUCAUGACUUGUUAUCCGAUACACAGACUCGUGAUUGGACUAUGCCGCCUCCUCCAUUCGAUGGACACCAAGUCGGCGGAGAGUCCGUACCUGUUCUAACGGCAGCACGGCCCAAUGAGAUGGGUGCUGGCACUAAUAAUGUUUCCCAACAAGUCGUAAACGAUAUUAUAGGACAGUACGCAGAAGCCAACAGAGACCUCAUCUCUCCCUCACUGGAGAGUAAAUUACGUGCUGCGAGGUACCUUCCGACAGACGAUCCGAGUGAGGCGUCGGAGGCGGAAUGGCAAACACAGCACGGAGUAGGAGCCUUGGAGUUGAAGAGGCUAAAGGAGGCAUAUAAUAGAAGCAAAGUAUCAAGUGACAAUGAAAAGGCGGCUUUUGCAGCCGGCCAGACUCUAGAUUCAUCGCGCCCAUCGUAA
This is a messenger RNA of Serendipita indica DSM 11827, 936 nucleotides long. Lineage: Eukaryota; Fungi; Basidiomycota; Agaricomycetes; Sebacinales; Serendipitaceae. The record is from the annotation of a GenBank genome assembly.